Cryptomeria japonica (Japanese cedar) is the source of this 795-nucleotide messenger RNA. Its product is annotated as receptor-like protein EIX2. Gene Ontology annotation, molecular function: protein binding. The record is from RefSeq and is a predicted model, not a curated record. The coding region runs from base 1 to 795 and encodes 264 amino acids. Lineage: Eukaryota; Viridiplantae; Streptophyta; Pinopsida; Cupressales; Cupressaceae. The transcript is spliced from 2 exons.
AUGAAUCAGUUUAAUGGUUCUAUUCCUAGUCACAUCGGUGCGUAUCUUGAAAAUGCAAGGUUCUUAUCAUUGUCGCGGAAUAAUCUCAGCGGAGCGAUUCCAGAUUCUAUUUGCACUCCAUAUUUGCAGGUUCUUGACCUUUCAAAAAAUCCGCUGAGCAGUGUCAUUCCUCCUCAUUUAACCAGGAAUAGUUCUUCUCUUAGUGCUCUAGAUUUGGCAGAAAAUCAUCUGGAAGGUAAAUUGCCAGCAGAGCACCCUUCCCCACGCCAGGUAAUUGGCCUUCCGAAUCUUCAAAUUCUGGAUCUUUCUGGCAACAACCUUUCAGGACCCAUUCCAAGAAACCUUACAAAUUUGCUCGCAAUGGUCAAUGCAUCGCAAAGUAAUCCAGACUAUCUCGAAGAAUGCACUUCAAUUGGUGCUACAUAUACAAAUCAGAUUAAAAUUUCCUGGGAAGGUUGGGAUGUUGAAUUUGUGAAAGUUCUUUUCAUUCUUAAAUGUAUUGAUCUUUCAAACAACAACUUAUCUGGGAGCAUUCCUCCCGAAAUGGGAUCUCUUCAAGGCUUGAUAGCCCUUAACCUUUCAAGGAAUGAUCUCAGUGGCCGAAUCCCAAAAACAUUGGGACGCAUGGAUCAGCUAGAGCCUUUGGACCUCUCGCUAAACAGGCUGAAUGGCAACAUUCCAUUAGAACUUCAGUUGCUGAGUUAUUUGCAGUUCUUAAAUCUAUCUUACCCCGUUCUUACCCCACGGGGGGCAGUUUCUAACGUUUGGGGAGUCGUCCUACUUGGGCAAUCCUAA